AGUAUAAAUGAACCGACUAGACACCGCUCCAUCUGUGCCGUUCGCCUCAGGAGUCGGUCAGUCUCUGAACGCCGCCGCGCGAGAGAGAGGCAUGGCGGCCGCACUGCUGCCGGAGACGGCGUCACGGCUGCUGACUCCGGAGACCCUCCGAACGGCGGCCAAGCAAUCUCAGGGGAUCCACCGUGUGCCUAUCUCCCUCCGCCGCGCCAUCAAGCGCUACCUCCGCGACCAGGACAAGACGCACAUGCACCGAAAGGUGCUGCUGCUUUCGUCCUCCUUCGAGCGCGCAAAGGGCACCGGUGCCGAGCUGGCUGCGGCGUCAACCCGUAGCGCACUCCUCGACGACCCCCAUGCGCCUGCGAGUGCCGAGCAGCGGACUGCACGGUGGAAGGUUCAGUCCUCCUACGGAGAUAUCGGCCUUCGGUACCGUGAGGAUGAGACGGUCGCGUAUGUCGCCUCCCGCAUGCCGGCAAUCUACGCCGCAUGCCACCGCGUGCUCCGUGAGGUUCGUCGUCGGUCUCCAGGUUUUGCACCUAAGAACGUGUUGGACUUUGGAGCGGGGCCAAGCUCAGCACUUUGGGCAAUGAGGGCAGUGUGGCCGAAGUCCAUAGAGAGGGUUAAUUUGAUUGAGCCCUCCAAAGAAAUGCAGAGAGCGGGACAGACCCUUCUUGAUAAUUUGAAGGGGUUGCCACUUAUCCACAGCUAUGAUAGCAUCCAAGAGUUGAACCGCAGCAUCGAGAAACAUGAGCGACGUCACGACCUUGUAAUAUCAUCUUACGCACUUGGGGAGAUUCCUUCAUUGAAUGACCGUAUAACAAUUGUGAGGCAACUUUGGGACCUAACAAAAGAUGUUUUGGUUUUGUUAGAGCCUGGAACUCCUCAAGGGUCAAAGAUUAUAAGCCAAAUGCGCUCAUAUAUCCUUUGGAUGGAAAAGAGAAAGUGCCGCAAGAGCGAAAAAUCUACAGGUGCUGCUCCAAGUAAAAUGAAGAGCAUGGUUGUUCAAGAAGAUUUGCUGAAAGAUGGUGCCUUCGUGGUUGCCCCGUGUCCUCAUGAUGGUCGCUGUCCAUUGGAGAAUUCAGAUAAAUACUGCCACUUUGUUCAGAGAUUGGAGAGGACAUCAUCACAGCGUAUCUACAAGAGGUCAAAAGGUGUGCCUUUGCGUGGUUUUGAGGAUGAGAAAUUCUGCUAUGUUGCUUUAAGAAGGGGCAAGCGACCAGAGGAAGCUUGGCCACUUGAUGGAAUGAAAUUUGAUACUCUUAAAGAACGUCAUGCGAAGAGAAACCCAGAAGAUCUUAUCAUUGACUAUGACGAUCAAUUUCCAAGUGAGGAAGAUGAAGAAGCUCCUGAUGGCGAUGAGGACAGUUUGGUCCCAUAUGCUUCUGAUACACAAGAACUAAGUCUAUUCCAUGAGAGUGGAGAGGAGGAGGAAGAGGAACCCAUCCGUGCUGAUCUUGGAGGAGGCUGGGGCCGGAUUAUAUACAGUCCCAUUCGAAGAGGAAGACAAGUGCAGAUGGAUGUUUGCCGUGCCACCAAACGGGAUGCGUCUGAAGGCGCGUUCGAGCGUGUCGUGGUCACACAAAGCAAGAACCCUGCUUUGCAUCUUCAGGCCCGGAAGUCGCUUUGGGGUGACCUUUGGCCAUUUUAGGCUACAGACUCUUCAAGCUUGCUUGUAGCCACAUUUUAGGGGGCUCCCAAUGUGUUCAGCAGUGGACUCGCUCCGUGAAAGUAGAAUGUGGCGUUAGUGGUGCUUCUUUCAGUGUUAACUUUUGCUUCAUCAGUAUUUGUUUUUGAAAGGUUUUGCUUCUUCCAUACAUUUAUUUAUCUGUAACAGAGCUAGUCAGCAAACCUCAUCUCAAAUUCUUGAUAUCAGGGCUGUGCCGGAGUUCUGAGGUUUGAACUCUGCAGCAUUGGAA
This is a messenger RNA of Aegilops tauschii subsp. strangulata, 1913 nucleotides long. Its product is annotated as rsm22-cox11 tandem protein 2, mitochondrial. Gene Ontology annotation, biological process: translation. Lineage: Eukaryota; Viridiplantae; Streptophyta; Magnoliopsida; Poales; Poaceae. Gene Ontology annotation, cellular component: mitochondrial small ribosomal subunit. The record is from RefSeq and is a predicted model, not a curated record. Gene Ontology annotation, molecular function: methyltransferase activity; structural constituent of ribosome.